Cuscuta campestris is the source of this 1628-nucleotide messenger RNA. NCBI's taxonomy places the organism in Eukaryota, Viridiplantae, Streptophyta, Magnoliopsida, Solanales, Convolvulaceae. The record is from the annotation of a GenBank genome assembly.
AAGUGUAUUGAAUGGUGUGUAAAAAUGAAAGUGGACAAAUACUCUGGGACGGACGGAAUAAGUACUAAGCAAAUGUUUAUACAACAAGGAAGUGGUUGAGGUCGAAUUUGUUGUGGGAAACUCCCAAGUCCUAACGGAGAAAGCCCGCGGCGUCGCAGCUACCUUAGAUACCCGUUAAAACUCCCCCCCGCGCAAUUUCAAUGGCGGCGGAGGCCAGCGGCGGUGCCAGCCUGGACGGCCUGCCGGAAGGUUGCAUCGCCAACGCUCUGUCGUUGACGAGCCCCAGAGACGCUUGCCGCCUCUCGCUGAUCGCGUCGAUCUUCCGCUCCGCCGCCAUAUCCGACGCCGUCUGGGAGCGGUUCCUUCCUCCCGAUUACCGUGAUAUCAUUUCCCGGUCUGCUGACGCCGCCGAUCUGCUCGCCUCUGCCUCCAAGAAGGAUCUCUACUUCCGUCUCUGUGAUUUCCCCGUCCUUAUCGACGGCGACACCAUGAGUUUUUCACUAGAGAAGAAGAGUGGGAAGAAAUGUUACAUGAUAGGUGCAAGGUCCCUUAAGAUUGUGUGGAGUGACACACCUACAUACUGGAAAUGGAUCUCUCACCCUCACUCCAGGUUUGCCGAAGUUGCUGAGCUUCUAGAAGUGUGUUGGCUUGAAAUAUCUGGCACCAUAAGCACGACCUUUCUGUCACCCAACACAACCUACGCAGCUUAUCUUGUCUUUGCGUUGCUACCGAGUGCCAGUGGCUUUGAUCUCCAUCGGGACUUCUAUGGAGAAUACAAUCCGGUCAACGCUGCUAUUGAGUUAAAAAUCAACGGAGAUGAAGAAGCUAAAAAAGAGCAGGGUGUGUUUUUGAGUACCCAAGAGGACGUAACGCGGGAAGAAUGGGGUUACGGGUUUUCUCGUGCUCGGAGACCGGACGGCCUGGAUGCCGAUUCGGAAAACAACGCCGCAAAGUUCCCUAAAAAGAGGAGCCAUGCAUGGAUGGAAGUUGAGAUUGGGGAGUUUUUUGUCAAGGAUGGAGGACAACAUGGUGAGAUUGUUAUGAGUUUGAUGGAGGUAAGAGGUCACUGGAAAAGUGGUUUGAUUGUUGAAGGGAUUGAGAUUCGGCCCAAGGAGUAGGAGGACUGGAGGAGGAUGGUAAAUGAAAUAAUGAAAAGUUGUUGUAAUAAAGAAAGGAUAAAGCUAUUUGUACCCAAGGAUUUGUACCCCAUAUGUACACCGCAGGUGUGCACCAACAUUUUGUGUUGGUGCAAUGUUAAUUUUUGUUAGCGCACCAACACUUUGUGUCAGUGUAAAUUUUUGUUAACGCACCAACACUUUGUGUCAGUGUGAACCAUCAAAAUGUUGGUGUAUACCUUUGGUGUAAGUUUGGGGUACAAAUUUUGGUGUAAGUGUAGCAUGGUCCAUAAAGAAAAUGUCAAGCUUGACAUCCUAGACUUCACACAGACAGUUUUACAUAAAAUCAUGUCUUUGAGUGUCAUGUGAAUGAGGUAUAUGGUGAAGCUUCUUGUACUCUUUUCAGCUUUGUUGAUUAAUGCAUGUAGCUAUAUAUUAAUGUAUGUCCCUAAACAUUAAUUGUAUUGUCUAAUUUCUCUUGCAUCAACUUAAAUGCAUCUUUAUUUUCGUGUG